ACUGUGUGUUCCUUUGCUCCGUCUGUGUUUGAAAACUUCAAAUUCAAACAGAAUGAAUUAUUGGAGAAGAAGUCAAUAAAAGAAAUCAUAAAAAAUUAAGAGGAAGAAGAUGAAGCUACAGCUUUUCUUGCGAAGGCCGCUGCUCACGGAAAAAAAGAAAAAAAGUAAACUCAACAAAAUCAAACACUUCCUUUAUCUCUCAUCAUGAUUUCAUUAAUCACCUAAUUCCCUCUCUCUCAACCAGACAACCACCAUUCCCACCUAACCUAUUUCUCUCUAAAAAACCUACAUUACCAACAGUUUUCCGGUAGCUCAAACUCAACGAAAAAAAGCCCUCUUUUUUCGCCGAUGGCCGCCAUAUCAGACACCGCCCCAAUGCUCGGUCAGUCGCGGCGGAGCGGCAAAACCAUCCACCCCGUCUCGGUGGAGUCUCCAUCACCCGCCGCCGCCGCCGCCGCCUACAGGGAGGUGAAGCAUUUCAAGAAAUGGUUUCCAUGGCUGAUUCCCACCUUCGUAGUCGCUAACGUGGUGAUGUUCGGGAUCUCCAUGUAUGUGAACAACUGCCCCAAGAAUUCGAUUUCCUGCGUCGCUCGAUUUCUCGGAAGGUUUUCCUUUCAGCCCUUUAAGGAAAAUCCCCUUCUUGGACCGUCGUCUUCGGCGUUAUUGAAGAUGGGAGCUUUAGAUGUGAGUAAAGUUGUGGAUAAACACCAAGGGUGGCGCCUCAUCACUUGUAUGUGGCUACAUGGUGGAGUCUUUCACUUACUUGCAAACAUGUUGAGCCUCAUAGUUAUUGGCAUUCGUCUCGAGCAAGAGUUUGGAUUUGUGCGCGUCGGUUUGCUUUAUCUCAUCUCUGGAUUGGGCGGAAGUUUGCUAUCCGCUCUCUUUAUUCAGAGCAAUAUAUCAGUCGGUGCCUCUGGUGCUCUUUUCGGUUUAUUGGGAGGAAUGUUGGCUGAGCUAAUUGUUAACUGGACCAUAUACGCUAACAAGGUCGCCGCUCUAUUCACCCUUGUGAUAAUCAUUGCUAUCAACUUAGCCGUGGGAAUCCUCCCGCACGUGGACAACUUCGCCCAUAUUGGAGGGUUUUUCUCGGGUUUCCUUCUUGGUUUCAUAUUUCUGAUCCGCCCGCAGUUUGGAUGGGUUAACCGAAGAUACAGCCCCGCUGGAUACCCCUCACAAUCUCCGAGUCCUAAAUUUAAGACUUACCAGUACGUGUUAUGGGUGCUCUCGCUGAUCCUUCUCGUUGUUGGUUUAACCGUGGGGAUGGUGCUGCUUCUGCGUGGUGUUGAUCUGAACGAUCACUGCUCGUGGUGCCAUUACCUAAGCUGCGUCCCCACUUCAAAAUGGAACUGCAACACAGAACCUGUGUCAUGUCAGGCGGAAUCGCUCGGGAACCAGUAUACGUUGACAUGCUCGAACAACGGCAGAAACAGCACGUAUUCGCUAUUCAAUCCAUCACAGAGUCAAAUUCAAGGACUAUGCGUGCAGCUCUGUCGGUGAUUGGAUGGCCCCUCCCCCGUCACGUGUACGGCUCUAUCGACGAUCGGACAGUCGGCCGUCGUCUCGUCUCAGGUUUGCUGGUGUUUAUACAGUUUGAUGAAUCUGUUCUGUGCAUAAAUAGAUCGAAAACGAGCCGCUGCUGCAUCACUUGGAGCCAUUAGGCUCAUUGCAUUGCAAUUCUUUGUAAAUUUCACAGCUACAGUUCGUUUAUUUGUUGAAUUCAUUUUUAUGAAAUGUGACCUUUUUUUAUGUGAAUGUUGUUGGAGUAAAUUUUGGGUCUACAUUCUACAAUGGCAGAAUUUCAGUAUUGAGAUUUAUAUAUAAUCAUUUUUUUUCAUUA
Salvia miltiorrhiza (redroot sage) is the source of this 1837-nucleotide messenger RNA. RefSeq names its product RHOMBOID-like protein 1. Gene Ontology annotation, molecular function: serine-type endopeptidase activity. The record is from RefSeq and is a predicted model, not a curated record. Bases 349 to 1497 code for a protein of 382 amino acids. The transcript has 6 exons. Gene Ontology annotation, biological process: proteolysis. Gene Ontology annotation, cellular component: membrane. NCBI's taxonomy places the organism in Eukaryota, Viridiplantae, Streptophyta, Magnoliopsida, Lamiales, Lamiaceae.